AUGACCGAAUCUACUUCCCCUGCUCAGAAACUACGCGGCCUCCUGGCUGACGAGUCUAACAUCGUCAUUGGGCCUGGUAUCUACGAUGGCUUUACCGCACGGAUUGCGCUCGCUGCCGGCUUUAGCUGCCUCUACAUGACUGGCGCUGGCACUACCAUGUCUCGCCUGGGCAUGCCGGAUCUUGGUAUUGCUACCCUCAACGACAUGCGUGACAACGCCAGCAUGAUUGCCUCGCUGGACCGCUCUAUCCCUGUCAUUGCUGAUAUGGACACUGGCUACGGCGGGGCCCUCAUGGUCGGCCGUGCCGUCGAGCAGUACAUUGAUGCCGGUGUGGCGGCCUUCCAUAUCGAAGACCAGGUGGUGACCAAGCGAUGCGGCCAUCUGCGUGGCAAAGAGCUCGUCGAUGAAGACGAGUGGUGUACGCGGAUCCGGGCGUGUGUGAAUGCCCGUACAAAGUCAGGACGUGAUAUUGUCAUCAUUGCGAGGACGGAUUCCCUCCAGGGCUCUGGGUAUGACGCGGCGCUCAAGAGGCUGCGCCUUGCCUUGGAUCUUGGCGCCGAUGUUGCGUUCCUCGAGGGCAUCGAGACAAAAGAGCAGGGAAGACAGAUUUGCAAGGAUCUUGCGCCGAAGCCUGUUCUUUUGAACAUGGUGCAAGGAGGAGUCACGCCGCAUUAUACAGCUGCGGAGGCCAAAGAGGAUGGCUUCCGCAUGGUGAUUUACCCAGGGCUGGCGCUGGGGCCGGUGUAUAAGGGCGUUGCGGAGGCUUGUGAGAAGUUGAGGAAGACAGGAGAUGUAGAAAAAGCAGAGGGAGCAACCGUACGCGAUGUAUUUGGUAUUUGUGGUCUGAAGGAGGCAAUUGAAUUUGAUGUGGCGGCCGGCGGCAAGCUGUAUAAGAGUGGUGUUUAA
Molecule: messenger RNA, 906 nt
Organism: [Torrubiella] hemipterigena
Lineage: Eukaryota; Fungi; Ascomycota; Sordariomycetes; Hypocreales; Clavicipitaceae
Source: the annotation of a GenBank genome assembly